This is a messenger RNA of Moneuplotes crassus, 1187 nucleotides long. The record is from the annotation of a GenBank genome assembly. NCBI's taxonomy places the organism in Eukaryota, Ciliophora, Spirotrichea, Euplotida, Euplotidae.
GUAAAUAUUAUAUAAAAUUGAAUCAGAAAUGUUGUCAAGAGUAAAUGCCCAGGCUCAUCUGUAGUUUAGGAGAGUGCCCAAGACAAAUUAUUUACCAAUAAGAAACUUCUCUUCCAAGGAACCUCAACAUGACUUUUCCACAUGGUUUCAUGAGCACAGAGAGCGGUCUGCAGAAGCAACAGGACUUGAGAAAGGGAAUAAUAAUUACUUCUCAGGAAUGAUUAUGGCUGGAAUCAGUACUUUAUUCGCCUUUUAUACCAUCUACAAUGAGUUCAAGCAGUAUCGUAGAUUUAUCAAUUUGAAAAGAUAUGGAUUCUUCAAAUCAGGAUUCCUUGAACUGAUUGAUGACAAAGCCAGACCUCAUGACCCCAAGUUCCCGAUACACGAGCUCUUCCCUAAGAGAAUGGUAGUCUACCUCGAAGUCAAAGAGAGAGUGAAGAAGAACAACGGAGACUGGGUCUGGGAACAUAAUAACAAACUAAGUCUCAAGCUAGUCCCAUCCCUUGAUAUUGAUAUCUUCAAUGAAUUCAGGAACAGGGAUGCUGAUAUCAGGUUUGACUCCGCAUUUGUGGUUGAUCCAGAGACGUUGAUUAGCCAUACCCAAGCUCCUAUAAUUUACGGUAAGAAUUGUGAAGAAUUCCCUGAGAACAUCCAAGAGAUGGUCAAAGAGUACUACAAAGACACAGGUAAAAACAUAAUCUUUGGAGACAACACCUCAGAUGCAUUAGUUGGAGACAUCAUGAUUAGAUUAAAUAUCUGGGAUGACGACUUAUACACAGUAUUUUGCCAGUCCCAAGAUGGAAAAUUAGUCCCAUACAAUGACUCUCAGAAGUUAUUCUAUCUGUCCAAGAACCCCAACCUCCUUUUUGAAGACAUCAAACUUAAAUAUGAUGUCAUGUGGAUCAUGAGGAGAUCUGAGGCGUGAUUUCUAUCCCUCCUUACUUAUGGUAUCUCACAGCUUUGUUUCUGGGGUCUUAACUUCAAGGAAAUGGGCCUUUAUAGACUCUCAAUAAGAUAUGGCCCAACUCCUGUGACCUUCCUUGUUGGUUUUUUGGCUUUCAGAGCAUAUUCUGAUAGCAAUCUAUACAGUCAAGGUGUCAAAAAGCUAGAUGCACUCGGUUUGAGAGACAAGAACAUGCCAGAGAGCUUAAUAGCCCAUGUCAGCAAAUAAUCCCAAAUGUUCAAUA